GCCUUACUCGUCCGGCCAUUGCGUCACGGCGGAGCGGUCGGCUGGGGACCAAUGGGAGAGGGGGGCUGCGCCGCUGGGCGGAAGCAAGGAGCGUAGCGCGGCGCUUGCGGUCCGGGGGUAAUCGCGGGCUCCCGCUGGUGGACAGAAGCUCUAGAGGCAGAGCGCGGCGGUGAUGCCCUAUCGGAGCACGCUGCUGCAUCUGCUCGCAGGAGGAUGUGGCGGCACAGCUGGAGCCAUCCUGACCUGCCCCCUGGAAGUGGUGAAGACACGUCUGCAGUCAUCCUCGUUGGCACUGCGCCCUCUCUGCCUUCCUGAGAUGCAGCUGCAGGGGCUGAAUGGGGGGUUUGUGCGUCCAGCCUCACCCUCACCUGGCGUGCUCCAGCUGAUGAGGGCCAUCCUGGAGAAGGAAGGAAUCCGCUCCCUCUUCCGAGGCCUGGGUCCCAACCUUGUUGGAGUCGCCCCGUCCAGGGCCAUCUAUUUUGCUGCCUAUGCUGGGGCUAAGGAGAGGCUCAAUGUUGUCUUCAGACCUGAGUCCAAGAAAGUUCAUGUGCUCUCGGCAGUCUGUGCAGGGGUCACCUCCGCCACACUUACCAAUCCCAUCUGGCUGGUGAAAACCAGGAUGCAGCUGGAAGCCAGGGCAAGGGGGGAGAAGCACAGUAAUGCCCUCCAGUGUGCCAUACGAGUGUACCGCACUGAAGGCCUGCGUGGAUUUUACCGUGGAAUCAGUGCCUCCUACGCUGGAGUCUCCGAGACAGUCAUCCAUUUUGUCAUCUAUGAGGCGCUGAAACAACAGCUGCGGGAGCAGCAGCCAUUCCUCCCAACAGCCUUUGCACUUGCACCUAACAGCCAUGAUUUCUUUGGACUCAUGGCAGCUGCUGCCAUCUCCAAGACAUGUGCCUCAUGUAUUGCAUACCCACACGUCCCAUCCCUUUGUUUUCCCAGAGGUUGUCCGGACACGGCUGCGGGAAGAAGGGUCCCGUUAUCGCUCCUUUCUGCAGACCCUGCGGCUGGUGGCCCAAGAAGAGGGACCCCUGGCUCUGUACCGAGGACUCCUGGCCCAGAUGAUGCGCCAGAUCCCCAACACAGCUAUCAUGAUGGCUACCUAUGAACUGAUCAUCCACUUGGCCACCAAACUGUGACCCUGCACAAAUGCACCAGCCCCUUGUUGAGGCUGCUGGCUGUGCACGGGAGAGCCAAGGUCUUGUAACCUGACAUGUUUUUCCUGUUCCACAAGGUAGUGCUGCUCACUCUGUAGCAGGAGGCCUGCGUGGUGAUGAACUUAUGUGUGGCAGUCUACUGUCUGCUGACAGGAUGCAGAGUUCUCAGGCUAGAGUGGUGGUUCUGGAUGGUGCGUGGCCUCUUGCAUCAACCUCCACAAAGUGUAACUGGUCUGAUGCUCUAAGGUGGCAGUAAACCAGCUAGAAUAUGUUCAGUGGGGGAUCCUAGUGCAAAGCCCAAGAGCAUGGAGUGCAGUGGAGAAAGAGAGAGGAGGAUAAAUAAAUUUUUAUAUAUUCCCUAGCUGGCCAUCCCCAUCACUAGAAGGUACAUGUAUAGUUAACAGCCCCAGGAGCUCUACUCUUCUUGGGCCUGGCCCAUGGGCGUAGCUGGACAUGUAGUCAGUGGAUAGGGAGAGUAAACAAAUCUGAAGAAACUGAUGCAGCAAACAGAUUUUGCUACUCCUUCAGCUACUCCCUGGGAUUCUACACAUAGUCAGGGUCUCUAUACAGAGUCCUAGCCCCUACAACUCUAUCUUCUUCCAAAGGAUUCUCCAAACCUGACUGAUAGACAUCCUAGUGCAUGGUACUUAGCAGGCAUCUUACAUCAUCUCCUUAAGGGAGCAAUCACCUGUGGAAAGAAUCAUACAGCUGAGCAAUUAACUCUGCCUUUUUCCCCUCCUUAAGAGAGGCCAGGGUAGUGGGUUAGAACUCAGCCCCAUGUAUCAAGAGAAGCAGGAUGCAUCCUGGCAGGGGGAGCUCUGGCCUGGGCAGCUUAUGUUACUAUAGGCCCCAUCUAUCCCUCUCUCAAGUGUGUUCUUUGCAGGGAAGGAGCCUGCAAGGGCCCAGCUCUGCCUUCCUCUACUGGAGGUACUGUGACAUGAGGAACAGUAGAUAUAAAAACCAAGCUGGAUUCCUGGUGUGUGAAACAUACUGUUUUGUGCCUGUGAAUGUCAUUUAGAGGGUGGAUGCAAGAGUUGAAGUUGAGGGAUUUGUUAAUACACUUAAGUGUAUGGGGAAAAAAUAAGAUUUGAUGUUUUCAAUUUAGUCUGUAUCUGAGGGACUAAUCCCCCAACCUCCUUGAACCCACUGCGGGGGGACCAGACUGUCUAAAACUAAGGCCCUGCUGUGGACAAAAUACCUAUGGUUUUCAGCUACCUAAGUGGAGGUAACAGGUUGGAAAAUCAUGCCAUUUUGCCAGUUAAGAGGGCCUAUAGGGCUAACUGCUGCCCUUCAAGCACCCACUCCAGCCUCUGCCUUUCAGAAUGAAGAAUCCCAGAGGCCUUGAGUCUGUUUUUUUUUAAAUCCUUUUAUUUUAAAAUCCACCUCGUUCCCUCCUUCCUUCACUUGUUUAGGGUUAUUGACAAUUUUACAAAGCGACACAAGCUGCAGGUUUGUGGGGGGUUUUUUUGUUUUUGUUUUUUGCAUCAAACAAGAAUAAACCUCAAAUGACAACAUUGAAAAAA
Messenger RNA from Chelonia mydas (Green sea turtle), 2680 nucleotides. RefSeq names its product solute carrier family 25 member 33. Gene Ontology annotation, cellular component: mitochondrion; mitochondrial membrane. The record is from RefSeq and is a predicted model, not a curated record. Gene Ontology annotation, molecular function: pyrimidine nucleotide transmembrane transporter activity. The transcript is spliced from 7 exons. Gene Ontology annotation, biological process: pyrimidine nucleotide import into mitochondrion; mitochondrial transport. Bases 173 to 1108 code for a protein of 311 amino acids. NCBI's taxonomy places the organism in Eukaryota, Metazoa, Chordata, Testudines, Cheloniidae.